AUGUCCUCCAUCACCAUCGCUACUCUUCCCCGCAUCAGCCGGGAUGCUCUUUCGGCACUUCUCCUCUCGGCCAGCUCCCCCGGUAAACUGGCCAUUAUAGACGUGCGGGACUCAGAUCAUGUCGGUGGACACAUCACCUCCUCCACCUGGGUCCCAAGUUCCUCUCUCGACCACCGUAUGCCCGAGCUCAUCCGCACAUUGAAAGACAAAGAGAAGGUCGUCUUCCAUUGCGCGCUCAGUCAGCAACGUGGCCCAUCUGCUGCACUGCGGUAUGUCCGUGAGCGAGAGAGCGUGCUAGACGGGGAGGAGAGUAAGAAACAGGAGGUCUAUAUUCUCGAGGGCGGGUUUGUUCAAUGGCAGGAGAAGUAUGGGAAGGACACAAGGCUGACCGAGGCAUAUGUGGAGGAUAUCUGGCAGGAGUAUUGA
Molecule: messenger RNA, 426 nt
Organism: Aspergillus tanneri
Lineage: Eukaryota; Fungi; Ascomycota; Eurotiomycetes; Eurotiales; Aspergillaceae
Product: phosphatase YCH1
Exons: 2
Coding region: 1-426 (141 amino acids)
Cellular component (GO): nucleus; cytoplasm
Molecular function (GO): protein tyrosine phosphatase activity
Source: RefSeq, a predicted model, not a curated record